AUGGCUUCUAGGAAUGGUAUUGCUGAAGAUGUCACCGAACUUAUUGGUAAUACUCCAAUGGUCUUUCUGAGGAAAAUUGGGCGAGCUGCCAAAGUUGAGUAUUUGAAUCCGGCAUGUUCUGUGAAGGAUCGAAUCGGAUUGUCUAUGAUCCAGAGCGCCGAAGAGGCUGGCAAGAUCCGUCCUGGUCUCACUACCCUGAUCGAACCGACGUCCGGGAAUACAGGUAUCGGAUUGGGAAUGGUUGCCGCUGCCAAAAAUUAUCGUCUCAUCAUCACGAUGCCGGCUAGUAUGAGUCUUGAGAGGAGGGUACGCAUGUUCCUUUUCUUAAUACUGCGCACGUUGUUGAAAGCCUAUGGCGCAGAGCUCGUUCUCACCGAUCCAGCUCUUGGAAUGAAGGGAGCAAUCCAACGUGCUAAUGAACUUCAUGAAAAAAUUCCCAACAGUUUUAUCCUUGCGCAGUUCGACAAUCCUUCCAAUCCUCAAGUUCAUUACAUGACAACGGGUCCAGAGAUUUGGAAACAAACCCAAGGGAAGGUGAGUCUUUUUCUAUCUAUGUAUUUUAUAGAAAAUUGUCAAAAUAUGUAUGCCGUGGAACCAGUGGAAAGUGCAGUGCUGAGUGGGAAUCAACCAGGCCCUCAUCGUAUUCAAGGAAUUGGAGCUGGCUUCACUCCCGCCGUUCUCAACACAGCCAUUUAUGAUGACAUCAUUACUGUGCAUUCUGAUGAAGCAAUAGUGAUGGCUAAAAGGAUGGCGUUAGAGGAAGGCAUCCUAUGCGGAAUCUCGUCCGGUGCUAACGUUCAUGCAGCUUGUAAACUUGCUGCUCGUCCUGAAAUGGCUGGAAAACUUAUCGUUACCGUUCUUCCCAGUUUUGGAGAACGUUACCUUUCAACACCACUAUAUGCAAAUAUUCGUGAUGAAGCUUUGGAAUUGGGAGUGAAUUCGCUUGAACAAGAUCUAAGUCGAGUCAGCCUUCCGGAGUUUCCCGUAGAAGAAUGUCAGAAACAGCGUGGUGAUUGCUAA
This is a messenger RNA of Haemonchus placei, 1020 nucleotides long. Lineage: Eukaryota; Metazoa; Nematoda; Chromadorea; Rhabditida; Trichostrongylidae. The record is from the annotation of a GenBank genome assembly.